Molecule: messenger RNA, 1944 nt
Organism: [Candida] anglica
Lineage: Eukaryota; Fungi; Ascomycota; Pichiomycetes; Serinales; Debaryomycetaceae
Source: the annotation of a GenBank genome assembly
AUGAAUAUAUCUAAUGAUGAAUAUCUUAGAACCUUAAAGUUGAGGGCUAGAGGAGAAGAAAAUCAUGUUAUAGAAUCUACCAAUCAAACAGAAUUACAACGUCAAAGAUCGUCAUGGAAAUCAAUCAAACAAACUAUUGAUGAUUUACUCUAUAGUUGUAACCCUGCUUCUGAUGUUAAGGACAUUGUAAAGAAAUUAUUUGAAAUCAAUCUAUUGAGAGCAAAGGGACUUUUAAUUCGUUCAAUGAUGAAGAUUCAAUCCAAAAAUAUAACUAGACUUAGUCCAAUAUUUGCAUCAAUUAUAUCAGUUGUUAAUUCUAAAAUACCUGAUAUAGGGGAACUUUUAAUCAAUAGAUUAAUUCUCCAGUUCAAAAGAGCUUACAGAAAGAAUAAUAUUCAAUUCUGUAUGGCAUCCAUAAUAUUCAUUUGCCAUUUAGUAAAUCAAAAGGUUAAUAGUGAAAUUCUUUUGUUACAAAUCUUACAGAUGUUGUUAACAAAGCCUACUAGUGGUACGUUAAAACUAAGUGUAACGAUUUUAAGCCAUUCUGGUAAGGCACUCGAUGAAACUUCACCAGUUGCCAAUAACAUGAUUUUCGAAAAAUUACGAAAUCUUUUACACGAGGGUAAUUUGUCUAGACCAACUGAAUUAAAUAUUGAGAGAUUAUUCAAGAUUAGAAAGUUUCAAUUUAAAGAUUUUCCUAUAAUAAUGGAAGGAUAUGAUUUAGUAGAAGCUGAAGAUCAAAUAACUCAUAAUAUUUUAUUUGAUGAAGAAGAUUUAAAAUCCCAAGAUAGAUUAAAUGUGUUUAAAUUUGAUGAAGAUUAUGAAAAGUUAGAGCAAGAAUAUAAAGAAUUAAAGGAUGAAAUAUUAGGAAAUGAAGAAGAUGAAAUUAAACAAGAUGAAAUAGAAGAAUCAGAAGAAAAUGAUAAUAAAUUAAAGAUUUCUGAUAUGACAGAUUCAGAAUUACAAAAUUUCCAAAAGACUGUUUAUUUAACAGUAAUGUCCAGUAUGUCAUCCGAUGAAGCUGUACAUAAAUUGAUGAAGUUAUCAACACAAAGAAAGAGCAAAGAUAAUGAUAUAACCUUGGUUGAUAUGAUUGUUAAAUGUUGCUCACAGGAAAAGACAUAUACAAAAUAUUAUGGAGUUAUUGGGGAAAGAUUAUGUUACCAGAAUGAAAAAUGGCACCAAGCAUUUAUAAUUAAUUUUAAGAAUUAUUAUGAGAAGAUUCAUCAGUUUGAAGCAAAUUCAUUAAGAAAUAUUGCUAAAUUUUGGGGUCAUAUGUUUGCACUGGAUAGAUUAGCUAUUGAUAAGAGUUGGAAUGAAAUACAACUUACUGAAGAAGAAACAAAUGCCGCUAGCAGAAUUUUCAUCAAAUUUAUGUUUCAAGAGAUGGUUGAAGAAUUGGGCAUUAAAGAAUUGAAGGAAAGAGUUACAGAAGACUUUAUUAAACCUAGUAUUCGAGGAAUUUUCCCAGUGAUAGACACCAAAUGGGAUGAUGCGGAUAAUUUAAGAUUUUCAAUUAAUUUCUUCACUGCCAUUGGCCUUGGUGUAUUAACUGAAGAAAUGAGAGAUGUUUUAAAGAACCUUCCACCAGAAGAAAGAGGUAGAAGUAGAAGUCGAUCAAGAAAUGAUUCACGUUCAGGAUCUUCGAGGUCAUUUUCAAGAUCGAGAUCAAGUUCAUAUUCAAGAUCGAGAUCAAGAUCAUACUCAAGGUCUAGAUCAAGAUCAUAUUCAAGGUCAAGGUCAAGGUCAAGAUCUUAUUCAAGAUCAAGGUCAAGAUCUUAUUCAAGAUCACGUUCUGUAUCACGUGAUAGAUCAACAUCACCUAAUCAAUCUGAACCAAUUUCUAGAUCACCAUCAAAUAAUAGAUCAAUUAAUCCAAAACUCAGUAGAUCUGAGUCAAAAUCCCCAUCUAGAGAUUCAAAGAAGAGGAAAGUUGUGAGUUAA